Molecule: messenger RNA, 1399 nt
Organism: Selaginella moellendorffii
Lineage: Eukaryota; Viridiplantae; Streptophyta; Lycopodiopsida; Selaginellales; Selaginellaceae
Exons: 4
Coding region: 29-1087 (352 amino acids)
Source: RefSeq, a predicted model, not a curated record
UAGAGGGUCGAGCGUGUUUCCUUUGUCCAUGGCGUCUGGAUGUUGCAAGCAAGGGUGUUACAUGGAAGUGGUGCCCAGUCGUCCGAACACUCCCUACGACUUCACACUCCUGGCAUUUGCUUUGGCCGCGACAGUACCGUUCAUCGUGGCGAAUGGCGCGCUCUUCGCCCAUCGCGGCCGCUCCUACUUUCGAGCACAGGGAGGUGUGUAUCUCAUCCUAGGCAGCUCGCUAGCGGGCUUAGUCUGGAUAGCAGCCCAGUUCGUCAACAAUGACCAUUUCAGCAGGGUCGGGCCGCUUAGAAGCUGCGUGCUGUGGACGUUCUGGCUCCAGGGGACGGGUAUUUGCCUGUGGUUCGUGCUCACUGUUCUCCGGCUUGCUCGGAUGUACGAGCUCAGCAAGAACAUCGACAACUGGUCGUGGAAGUACUACGCUUUCGUGGCCUUUUGCCUGCUUCCCAUAGUCAUCCUGUCCACCGUUGCUGGCUUCAGUGACUUCGAUGGACACGAGAGAAGCAAACCGGCGUGCAACCCAAGCAAGCAUUGGAAAAUCAUCGUCCGGUCCGUGUAUACUCCAUACUGGCUGCUGCUCAUCUUCUUUAUCUAUAAGCUGCGCAAGCAGGAGGAUCCACUGCUAGCUACCGAGUACAGGGACACUUUGGACUACUUGGCUAUGGCUAUCGUCAUUGUCAUGCUCUCCGCCGUCGCGGUUGUGACGAAAGCUAGCGAUACUAUCCCUGGCAGAUGCUUCCUAACGUUUUCAACAUGCUGUCUCGUGUUCUUUCACUUUUGGAUACGCUUCGGGUGGCCGAUUUACCUAUGUCUCUUCAGGCCCAAAGAGGAGAUGGACAACUUCGAGCAGGAGCUAACUUACGGUGGUGCCCGAGCUCUGGACAUGGUUUACAGCCAAAGGAUACACUUUCCUUCCUCUGAAGGUGCUAUUUGGGAAGCUUUCUCCAAAGCUAGUGACGAUCUGGACAGAUAUAAGGAUGAAAUACGGAAGCUAGAAGUGCAGAAAGCGCUGCUGGAAGGGAAGAUCCGAGAGUUACACGUGCAGAAGAGAAAAGCAGCUGAAUCUGGUCAUUCUUAAGUUAAUCUAUGCAAGCACCUCAGGGAAAGUUUCAAGGAGACUGCCAAGGUCACAAAUUCAAUGUGCUAGUUUUCUUCGUCGUGUUCCAAAGCUUUGUUUGUUUUGCAGACUCUUCCACAACUUGACUUUUAAGCGGGUUCUCUGCUUCCCUGUCAUGAUUUUUUGCCGUGCACGGACGAUCACUGCUGUUCCACGAAAAAGAGAACACGCACACACGGAUCCUGAGUCUGUGUAAAGAGUACGUAAAGGACUGAAUUUUCUCAAAUGUUCUGAAUUUUCCAAGUCAAGCAGAAAACUCAUGCCUUCACAACC